AUGGAGCGCAUACAGUGGCCUGUACUGGACCUGCAGAGAGUCUGUGAGUGGAUAACUGACCUGUUGGACAAUUAUACAAUUUGCUUUGGGCAUGUCUUGUCUGACAGUUUCUACCCAGUCCUGCACCGACCCAUCGGGGUGGGCAGUGCCUUUGAAGGUUGGAGUCCCCGUGAGCAGGAUGUCGUGUACCGUGUGCUCAUACCCAUGACUCCUCCCCGAGGCCACAGCUUCCAGCUGGAGCUGGACGGUGAGGGGCAGAGGCACGUGAGGAACUUCCGUGUCCGCGUGCAGCUGGAGUGCACCUGCACGAGGCAGCAGCAGGGUGAGAACAUGCUGUGCUUCCUGCACAACCCCGAGGAGGAGCUGAGGAGCAAUCAGGAUCCCAGCCUCCUAGACACCCUGUGCACCGACUCCUACCUGGACGUGCAGAAAACUGCCCUCUGGUUCCGGCAACUGGUGAAAGCAAUCUGGCCAGCUUUGCCUCAGUCACACAACUGGCAUUUAACGCUGCUGCCCUCCACACGCUCCUGCCAAUUCAAGGUGACCAAUGGUGAAGAAAGCUUCAGGAUUGAGAUGCUGUUCGGGGUGCGGAGAGGUGACUCAGCCAUCUUUGUGAGCAGCCAGCCUAGAGAGGCCUACACACUAAGCACAGCCUGGCCUGAGUCCUUUGCUGUGGCAGAGGCUGAGUUCUUCAAGUACAUUGCCAGGCAGGCCCCCCCUGACAGCUUGCACCUCAAAUGCCUUCAGUUCUUCUCCCGCCUUGUUCUGGGCUUCAGCUUCUCCACCUACACCAUGAAGACCAUUGUCAUGCACCUGCUCAUUGCCAUGCCCGUGUCAUCGUGGAGCAGGGGACAUCUCCGGGAGCGACUGACGGAUAUCAGGGACAGCCUGCAUAUAUGUUUGCGACAAAAAUGCCUCCAGCACUUCAUUGUGGGUAACCGGAGGUUUCCUCAGGACAUCAAUUUACCCCCAGAUGUAAGAAUGGGUAGGACAUACAAUCUCUUCCAUCACCUGGCGCAGCAGCCGGCUGCCCACACCCAGGCAAUGCGGGAUUACCGGGUGCUGCACAAGACGUUCAAAAGGAUCGCUCUCCGAGAGGAUGACUGAAGGAAGGGCAGGAGCCAUGGCCAAGUGCACAGAGCUGUGCUUGUGCUGCUCGCAGCUGGCAGCAGACAACCACCUCCUAGCACAAAUUUGGUGCUAAGGAGAAGAGGAUGCGUGCAAAGGCUCUGGAGAAGGUCCAACAGCCUCUGCUGGCACCUCAGAAAGUGGACUGCCACGGGAGGGUUUAUUCUACUUCUUUGUAUCAUUUCACUUUCCAAAAAAGGCACCCAGUAGUCAUUGAGCCCUGCUCUACAUGCUGAGCUAAAGUCUCCAAACCCCACCUGCAAUAUGCAGUUCUUCCCAGCCUUUGCGGAGAGCUAAAAUUUCAAGCAUGAAAAAAGUGGGAAUCUGGGACAGAAAAAGAAAAAAAGAAAUGGGGCAAAAAAGAGUAUGAGGAAAAACUGGCACUGCUGACCCGGGAUGAGUCAAUGGAUGGAGCCUCUCCAUGUCCCUGGAAGAGACACCUUUAUGUCAGCAUUAGACCACGUGUGUUGGAGCUGACAUGAAAUUUUAUCUAUAGCAGAAUCAAGGUUUUUGUUUCAUAGAUAGAUAUAUUGUGUAUGCCUGUUAUAUACUAUAAAGUUUAUGAAUUAUCAUAUCUACUAGUAAAAUACGAUAAAUCAAAACAAUAUAGUAAUAUAAAUAAUAUCAAAAUAUGAAAUAUGGAGUUACAUCAGGAUAAAAAGUAAUUUUAAAGAGUUGCAUAUGUAAUUUCGUUUAAAUAGUAACAGUAGAACACAUAUUUAUUGUCAGUGUCUGUUGUGACACAUAUUGUUGCUCAUAGUCCCUUUAUGUCUGGAAGGUUUUUCAUAAAAUAGAUAUAUUUAUUACAUAUAUAGCAUACAUAUGAUAUAUACUUGCUGUAUACAUUAAAUAUGAAUAUAACUCUGUAAUAUAUAUUCUAUAUCAUAUGCCUAUAAUAGAUUACAUGCGUGAUAUAAAUUUUAUACAGAUGUAAAGCCAUAUCCAGUCUUGCUAUCUGUUGCAACCCAUAUUCCUGCUCUAGAGUUAAUGCAUUUAUAAGUAGCAAACUGGAAAACGCUUUGCUCUGGUGUCAAUAAAAGGCAAUUUGUGCAGAA
Messenger RNA from Taeniopygia guttata (zebra finch), 2183 nucleotides. RefSeq names its product inositol 1,4,5-trisphosphate receptor-interacting protein-like 1. NCBI's taxonomy places the organism in Eukaryota, Metazoa, Chordata, Aves, Passeriformes, Estrildidae. The record is from RefSeq and is a predicted model, not a curated record. Gene Ontology annotation, cellular component: membrane.